Molecule: messenger RNA, 7433 nt
Organism: Triplophysa rosa
Lineage: Eukaryota; Metazoa; Chordata; Actinopteri; Cypriniformes; Nemacheilidae
Exons: 9
Coding region: 3829-4671 (280 amino acids)
Source: RefSeq, a predicted model, not a curated record
UCUUUAGAUCAGAAUUUGAACUCGAAUAUGACUGCUACGAGGACAAUCUCUAUGAGAGGUUCGGACGAGUAACGACCGGCAGCUGCACUUCACGCUGAAACACUCCACAACCCAAGCACACACAGGAACCUUGGUUGCACCGAGCACAGCCCCAAAUGACUUCACCUGAAACUGGACACAUUCCCCACAUCUGGCUUUUCUGGCCACGGUCCUCUUCUGUGUUCUAAAUAAAAACACCCUCUAGGGCUGGAAGCCACUCUCUCUCGCGCACGUGGUCGUAACACGAGCGCCAUGGAGGAAAUCAUCCGCCGGCUCACCGACCUCACCACACGACAACAGCAGCUUUCCGAGCAGCUAGCAUGGAGGCAGGAACAAACAGAGCGGUCCGUGGAGUUAAUGCACGAGGCGACGACAGCACGGAUCCCGCUACCGGAUGCUCGAGCAGCGGCGCACCACUUCUAAUGAAGCUUACCGAACAGGAUGACAUCGAGGCAUACCUUCCCUCAUUUGAGGUGGACCUACGAGGAACACGCCCCCGUGCGGUCCCAGGCCGCCCAGUUAUCGCGGCUUGCACACCUCAGCCCACGACGCAGGAGAGAGAGUGGAGGAGCCGCCCCGGAGGAUGAACCCUGGAUGGCGACCGCAGGAAGGCACCUUGAGGCCAGUAAAAAUACCUGUGGCCCCCAGCCCCUGGACGAGCUGAUGCCCACUGAGCUCGCCUCCACCGGGCCCUGCGCUUGGCUGGUGGGCUGUGUGCUGCACCAGACAAUGCCCUUGGGAGCUCCACGACGAACAGUGCGGGUUGACGGCCGUGCCGUUACCGCCACGGUGGACUCUUGCAGCUCUGUGAUGCUGGUCCAACCCGGCGGGAAGUCCACCAUCCCGAUCACCUGUGUUCAUGGGGAUACCCGUAGCGUGCCAGGUGACACUGGCCGCUAGACCGGGAACAUGGACACUGGAGGUCGGGAUUGUGGACGACAUGCCAGUCCCUAUGUUGCAGGGGCGGGACUGGCCUUGGUUCGAUCAGCUACUGGCCACCACAGUGCAGUCUGCCAGUCGCGGGGCUCGUCAACAAAGGCGCUGACCCCAGAUGGCCCAGAACCACCGGGCCAUCCUGAUGGCUACAGAGAGCGAGCGGGAGGGUGAGUGCCAGAACCCUAACCUAUUUUCCGACCUUUUUCAGCAGCUGACUGGGGGAGGGUCAUUCGGAAGAGAGCAGUGGGAAGAUGAGCGGUUGCGAAACUGCUGGGCCCAAGUGAGAGUCCUCGAUGACGAAGACCGCCAGCCCUUUGUGAUCAAGAAUGGUCUGUUAUACUGUGCCGCCCUGGGGCAGGGGGAGGAAAAGCUCAUUCUGGUAGGUCCUAAGUCCAUGACCAAAACGUUCCUGGAACUAGCACACGCCCAUCCCAUGGCGGGACAUCUGGGGGCCGCCAACACUGCCAGUGCAUUCAGGAUCGCUUCCACUGGCCAGGACUCGAGGCCGAGGUUAAGAGGUUCUGCCAAAGCUGCUCCACCUGCCCGGGGACAUGAGCACAUUCUUGUUGUCGUGGACUACGCCAUCCGAUACCCAGAAGCCCUGCCCCUGCGGAAGGCCACCUCAAAGGCUAUCGCCAAGGAGCUGUUCCUUCUCUUCAGCCGCAUAGGCAUCCCCGAGGAAGUCCAUUCAUGGAACUCCAUUCAUGUCCCAGCUGAUGGCGGACCUCUGCCACCUGCUCAACGUGAAACAGCUCCGGUUGUCCGUGUUCCAUCCCCAAACCGACGGUCUGGUAGAAAGGUUUAACCAGACCUUGAAGAGGAUGCUCCGCCAAGUGGUGGCAGAGGAUGGGCAUGACUGGGACCUCAUGCUGCCCUAUGUACUCUUCGGCAUCCAGGAAGUGCCCCAGGCAUCCACCGGCUUCACCCCUUUCGAGCUCCUCAUCGGCCGGCAACCCCGCGGGCUACUGGAUGUCACCCGGGAUGCAGCAAAUACACGUGCAGCAAAUGAGAGCCCGCAUUGACCGAGUGAUGCCCCUCGUAAAAGAACAUCAUGGAUGAGCUCCUGGAGCGGUUGGGAAAAGCCUACUUCACCACCACGCUCGAUCUUACCAAAAGGUAUUGGCAGGUGCCCUUCUCCCGACUCCCGGGUAAAAACGGCGUUCAGCACCCUAUCGAGACACUGGCAGUGCCGGGUGCUGCCGUUCGGGCUACAUGGGGCACCGGCCACAUUCCAGCGGAUGAUGGAUAUCCUGCUGCUGCCCCACAAAGAGUGGCCGAGAGUACGCGGCCGCCUACAUCGAUGAUCUGGUCAUCAACUCGGUGAGCUGGUAGGACCACCUGGACAGGUUGCGGAGAGUGCUGGUGGACCUAUGGAAGGCCGGCUUAACGGCGAACCACAAAAAGUGCCAUCUCAGACUCGCCAAAGCCCAGUACCUGGCAUACAGGAUCGGAGGGGGACUCAUCCAGCCCCAAGUGAAGAAGGUGGAAGCCGUUCGGGACGCCCCCGACCCCGCAACAAAUCCCAGGUACGUGCCUUCCUGGGGAUAGCGGGUUACUAUCUGUGCUUUAUCUCCAACUUUUCAUCCAUAGCCAGUCCCCUGACCGACCUGACCAAAAAGGGGCAGCCAGAGACCAUGACAUGGACCCCGGAAACGGAAAAGGCGUUCCAGAUCCUAUAGCGAGCACUGUCCUCCUCUCCUGUGCUGCAUGCACCGGACUUCGGCUGCCCCUUCACCCUCCAGACCGAUGCUUCAGAUACCGGAUUGGGCGCGAUGUUGUCCCAAACCCAGAAUGGAGCGGAACACCCUGUAGCCUACAUCAGCCAAAAGCUCACCCCUGCCGAAAGCCGGUAUGCCACCGUGGAGAGAGAGGCCCUGGCCAUAAAGUGGGCAGUUCUGGAGCUUCGUUAUUACCUCCUAGGAUGGAGCUUCACACUGGUGACCGACCACGCACCGUUACAAUGGAUGGCCAAAGCCAAGGACACCAACGCCAGGGUAACUAGAUGGUUCCUAUUCCACUUCAAGGUGCCACACCGGGCCGGGACCUCCCAUAGCAACACAGACGGUCUGUCGAGGAUGUGGUCAGGAUGGACAUCUCGGUCAGUUGAAGCCGCUGAUAUUCAGAAGCCGUUGAUUUUCAACCGCGAGCGACCAGCAGCAAACCAAAAUGUCACAGAAGGAUUACGCCAUCUGUGACUACAUAGACUCCGAAGACGAUUUAAUUUCUCCGUCUCCUCUUACCGUGAUAUGUAGUACUCGGAUCCAGUGCCGCAACUCUCCAUGGGCCCAGUGAUCUUCGGCCAACAUCACCACUACUCCCCGCCGGUAUCCCCGUAAACCCAGAAGUCUCCAGAGAAAAUCUGCUCCUACUUGCUCAAAAUACUCUGGGUAGAUCUCCCAGUAAUGCGGAUGUUACACAGACAACUUCAGCGCUGACAACCCAGCCAAAACAAGCUGGCAGGACGCAGACCGGGAAGUCUUCUCCUCGCCCAGCCAAAAGAUCCACGCAGCCCACACAGACAUCAUCUCCUCCACCUUCUUCCAAAUCUGCAGACGCUAACACGCAGCUCAUCCAAGCUGUUCUAAACCUUUCAAAAACUGUUAAAGGACUGGAAUCAAAGAUGGCGAAUUUAGAAAACACUCUCACAAGCUCCGGAAUUAACCUCCAGACUAGCCCAGGAUCUUCAAUAAUUCUCCUUCCUCCCCUAGGACCAAGAGAUUAUCUGGACGCACAUUCAACAUCUACUGCAGCCCCACGCAUGCCUUCAGUUCAAACACCAAUUCACGUUGCUCCCGCUUCAAUCGCGACUUCUCAAUUCAACCUCUCCACUUCUGUCCCAGCUCAGGUUUUCGGAUGUACGACCACCAGCGUGUCCCCUCCACUGUGUCUCCACUGUCAUAUGGCAGUAACGGCAAGCAGCUGUGUUCCACCUCAUCCUCCUUAUCCAGCCACAGAUGCAGUCGUAAGCAUCUCUCAUCCCGGAGCUCCAGACCUCACUCGUCCAGCAGGGCCAAACUGAAGAUGGAGGAUCUUCAGACAAUAAAGCGAGAGCUAACUGUAAUAAAGAUGCAGAUUGAUGGUCUGUUAGACAGUCUGGACAGGAUGGACAGACAAAGACAAGAGUCCACAGCUUCACCAUUAUCACAGAAUGACAGUUUGGGAGGGUCACUUUCGCAUCCCUCAGCCAGCAGUCCAGAAGUGUCUCCCAGAAGUCUCAGCCCCCACUGCAGGAUCCACAGAGACAGUCUUGAGCUGGGGGAAGCCAGCGAUGAAGAUACUGUCCACACAAUGUUUCUUACAGAAUUGGGUGUUGUCCCACAGGUUUCGGAGAAAGUUUUGUUGCAAAAAGUUUCCUUUUACAGAGCAGCGCUGAGGGCCCAGAGAGGACGAAGAAGCUCCAUGUGCAAUCGUUCCUGGAGACAAAGUCUGAGGGUCUUCAGAAAGAGAUGGAAUGAGCCACGGAGAGAAGGGCCUUACACAGUCAUACCAGUAACACCAACAACGGUACAAGUGGAAGGGAGAAACACCUGGUACCACCUGAACCAUUGCACCAGAGUACCACAACUCCAUCGACGAGAUCCUGAACAAGCAAACGAAGAAGCUGAGGAACUAUCAGAGACUUCAGACGAAAGACAGAGCCAAGAUGAUAGUCAGAGGACCCCCGAGAGGGUUCGAGCCCGCUCCAGAGACACCUAGUGCAGCUGCGAGACAACAGGAGCAGCUCCCACAGCACGAGCCAGAGCAGAGGCCGCGAACGGGGCAGGAGCCAGACCAGAUCAGAGAACACAGACAACCGACUGAGCAUGCUGGCAGGACUGUAUACGAUCCUGACAUACAUGGAGAACAUAGUGCAACUCAAGAUAUCCACCAUAGACAGGAACCAGACACCACCCCGAACCAGACAAGCGACAGGGAACCACGGCCAGGCCCAAGUCGGGAGGGAGAUACAGGAAAUUCUGAUCACGAUAUUGCUACUGAUGACCCUAGUACAGACCAUACCACAGACCCAAGGGUACCCAUCCCAGAAUUAUCUCUUGAACAACUACUGGCAGCAGACCUGCCAACACUCGAUUUGUCAGACCUCAGGUGGUCACCCCCAGACUUCGACUUGUGAUGAACUGCCCCAGUAUGAGAGACUUUGGGACAUUGGCAUUCACAAUGAGUGGUAUAGGUGGGCACGUUUUACAGUGGAACAGUCUUACAUGGACAGUUGUGUGUUUUGCACCCCUUCACCAUUGAGCAAACUCAUUGUUGUGCCAAACCCAUAUGACUAUAGACACUGCUCUGGACAUUACACAAAACAGUGUACUAAAACGAAAGACACUAUUCCCUUUUGCUAUGCAGAGUGCUUAGCCCUGGCAGGACGAGAAAACAGGGAACGCUACUAUACUCAUCCAUUGUGGGGAGAGGAGUGUAUGAGCAUUGAUGUAAACCUGCCAACAAACAUUACUGAAGUUCCAGCUGUUUAUGAUAUAGAUUACACAAUAUGAUUACAAUAUGAAUGCUUUAAUGGUACAAAGAAAGAUGAUGGAAUUAAUGUGGGAUUCUUUGAAGGAAAUUGCAUAACUAUUUGGCAUUUGGAUAAUAUCACGCGAGGCUAAAAGAGUAUUAAAAGACAUUGGCGUAAUAAGUUUGCUUCAGCCACAUUCACAGAUAACUUCACAGUGAUAGGUUGGGAAAACUGCCCAAAUAUGACAACAGGAUGGCCAUUAAUCGAAUAUUACCAAACCCAAGCUAAUGCUAUUGCUGACUAUUUCUGGUUAUGUGGAGGAAGCAAACUAAGGCCAACAUUGCCAGAAAAAUGGAUAGGUUUAUGUGCAAGAGUAAAACAAAUACAAGAUGUGACUAUGAUUACAUGGGACCCAAAUGAAAGAGUAAAAAGUAAGCCCAAGCAUAAUAUAACGAAAAGAGCCUACUAAAGUGACCCAAAUGUUUAUCUGGAUGCUAUUGGUCAACCUAGAAAUAUUCCACACCAAUUUAAAGCAAGAUAUGAGGUGAAAUCUGGAUUUGAAUCUAUCCUUGUAUGGAUAACCCCAAAUAAGAACACAGAAUGGAUUAAUUAUCUGUAUUACAAUCAGCAAAGGUUUAUUAAUUUUACAAAUUAUGCACUUGAAGCGCUUGGAGGACAAUUAGCCGCAACAAGUAAAAUGGCCUGGCAAAAUCGCUCGAUGACAUGACCAGCAAAUUGGGCACUAUUUUCUCUAAUAAAUUAGAAGCUGUCGCACCUAUGAAGUCAAAAAAGAUUAAUGAGAAAAACGCAGCACCAUGGUACAAUAGCACCACUCGCGCCCUUAAAAGAGAAACACGUAAACUGGAGCGCAAAUGGAAACAAACCCAAUUAGAGGUCUUUAAAAUUGCGUGGAAAGAGAGCGCAAACUGUUAUAAAAAGGCACUAAAAGCAGCAAAGGCUGAGCACCUCCGUAACCUCAUAGAAACUAACAAAAACAAUCCAAGGUUUUUAUUUUAUACAGUUGCUAAACUAACAAAUAAACAGACUUCACCUGACCUGGGUAUUCCGCCGCACCUUGGUAGCAAUGAUUUGAUGAAUUUUUUUACAGAGAAAAUCGAAAACAUAUGAGACAAAAUAGUAAAAACUCAACCUCCAAGUCUGUCCUAUAAAUUAGUACCAACCAUCGCCCCAAAAGAAAGGCUACAGUGUUUUUUACCUAUAAAACAGGAAGAUUUAAUUAAACUUAUUGCAACAUCUAAACCUACAACUUGCUUAUUAGACCCCAUACCAACUAAAUUAUUAAAAGAGUUAUUACCUGUUGCAAUUGAGCCCAUUUAUAACAUUAUCAACUCGUCAAUUAAUCUAGGCCAUGUCCCAGGAGCCUUUAAACUGGCCGUCAUUAAGCCUCUUAUCAAGAAACCAAACUUAGACCCCAAUGAACUAGGAAACUAUAGACCGAUUUCAAAUCUCCCUUUCCUGUCUAAAAUACUAGAAAAAGUAGUGUCCACUCAGUUGUGCUCUUUCUUACAAAAUAAUGACAUACACGAAAAAUUCCAGUCAGGCUUUAGACCGCAUCAUAGUACUGAAACUGCGCUCGUUAAAAUUACAAACGACCUGCUUAUAGCAUCAGAUAAAGGUAACAUCUCACUCCUAGUCCUGCUUGACCUUAGUGCUGCGUUCGAUACUGUAGACCAUAAAAUACUUCUAGAUCGCUUACACAAUUAUACCGGUAUUCAGGGACAGGCACUACAAUGGUUCAGAUCUUACUUAUCAGACAGACAUCAAUUUGUCCAUUUAAAUGGGGAAUCAUCAAAUCUAACGCAAGUAAAUUAUGGAUUACCUCAGGGAUCGGUUUUAGGACCCUUGCUAUUCUCCAUAUACAUGCUGCCCCUUGGAAACAUUAUUAGAAAACAUGGAAUUAGCUUCCACUGUUAUGCAGAUGAUACUCAGCUAUAUAUCUCAUCAAGACCAGAUGAUUCCUUCCAACUAUCCAAAUUGGCAGAGUGCA